AUCAUUCAGCUCAUUGCAGCAAACAGCAAGAGAAAAAAUGAACGUGGCAAAUUGUUGUAAGGAUUGUGAUCGAUUGAAGCCACGGACAUCGGGGACUGCUCCAGUACGACCAGAAUUCCAGCAGCCCACCAUGUAUGACCACUUUCCAAAUUUCCAGCGUUUCAAAACGCAGAAACAGGAAGAGCACGCCAUUGAGAAGCGAAAGGGGGAACUUCUUCAAAUGAACACGAAUUUUACCAACUGGAAACCGACCAAUAGUAAGGAUGUGUUUGAUCAAUUCAGCACUCAGGAUGUUGCAUUAUUUCGCCAACAAAUUCGCUUAGCGCAAAGUGGUGAACGUUCAAUUUUAGAGAGUCUCACGACGACAACAGAAGCAGGUGCUUCAAGUGCUAUUGGCACCGGCACUGCUGGCGGAGGCGGAGGCGGAGGCGAAGGCGAAGGCGAAGGCAAGUCGCUGAAGAAGAAAGGCUCGCUACUAACAAUCUCGCGCACACCCGUACAAUGUCCGAUUGGCGCAUGUGGCCGCACUAUAGGCGUGACGUCGGUAUUGUCGCAUUACUUGCGUGAUCAUAGCGAGGAUUUUGGUGUGCAGUGUCAAGAAAUCUAUGGCGGUAAGCGCUCGGUGUUGAUUUUCGAUCCGACUACUUUGGAAUUUCGUGAUAAUGUGUGUUUGGGUGUGUUAGCGUAUGGAGGCACCAAGGAAAAAUGUUCAGAUCCUCCCGCCAAGCGUGGCAUUUGCAUCCAAAAUGCCUUCCUGCCAAAGCCAAAUGAACAUCUAGAUGCACAUUUGCCCAUACUGAUAAUGGCUUGCCGUACAUCCUGGAGUGCGUUAUUGGAGGACAAGGAGCUGGAAGCUAAAAUAACGAAACCUGAAAAUAUGAAGCAACACCUGCUGGUCAUUUGGUUGGUGAGCGUGCAGUCCACCAAGCCAAUACAUUGCACUCUAACCGCUUACGACCAGACGAUGACAACGUCGCGGAGCAUCAUCGCACAAGUGCGCCAGCUGACUGAGUCACAAAAUCCAAGUGAGUUUCUGGUUAACGAUACGAAUAGUUUGCGAUUGAAUUGGGGCGAAAUCAAUAUACUCUCAAAUGAUGGCAACGAUUGCAUUCACCUGGAGGUUAUGAUCACUGAAUACGAUCAAUAA
Molecule: messenger RNA, 1147 nt
Organism: Anastrepha ludens (Mexican fruit fly)
Lineage: Eukaryota; Metazoa; Arthropoda; Insecta; Diptera; Tephritidae
Exons: 2
Coding region: 38-1147 (369 amino acids)
Source: RefSeq, a predicted model, not a curated record